Sitodiplosis mosellana (orange wheat blossom midge) is the source of this 6495-nucleotide messenger RNA. Its product is annotated as rhodopsin, GQ-coupled-like. The record is from RefSeq and is a predicted model, not a curated record. The coding region runs from base 268 to 2190 and encodes 640 amino acids. Gene Ontology annotation, biological process: G protein-coupled receptor signaling pathway. The transcript has 6 exons. Gene Ontology annotation, molecular function: G protein-coupled receptor activity. Gene Ontology annotation, cellular component: membrane. Lineage: Eukaryota; Metazoa; Arthropoda; Insecta; Diptera; Cecidomyiidae.
UAAACAUUGAAUGCCGAUGGUCUGCACCAAUUUUCAACGGUUUAACAACUCCAUUCGAUAUUAAAUAGUGAAGCAUUUGUUUACUUGUUUUUUCGACGAUCUUUGGUGCGAUUGGUCAUACGAUUGAAUUAUUGUUGUAGUGUGCGCUCAACUGAACAUUCGAACAUUCAGUAAAUCAGGUCACUGGCAGUCGCAAUGAAUGGAUAACAAACAACAUGCUCGUGACCGUUGGGUUGCGGGAGUCAACUGGAAUAAAAACAAAACUGCAUGGGUUUCGAAAUGUUGUCGCUGAGUUUCACUGUGCCGCUUACGGUUCUAUCAUUGAUAGCAUUGUGUAUCAACAUUACCAUUCUGUUGAUUGUGAUUUUGUGCAAACAGGUGUCACCGAGCAAUAUUUUGCUGUUUCAUCUGGGCAUUAUUGAAUCGCUGUUGUGCAUUGUGUUCUUGGUGUUUUCAGUGCCACUGUUGACGCGUAGCGAUGAAAAUGCAGCCGUGAAUUCAAUAUGCAAACUUGAUGCAUUCUUUUUGACACUUUUACAUCCGGUUGCCCUUUGGACGGUGUGUGCUCUCAAUUGUGAUCGAUAUUAUGCAAUAUCAGCUCCGCUCCACUAUAAUGCCAUCGUCAGUUCGAAAAAGGUAGUUUGUGGUUUGGCCUGCGGUUGGUUUUUGGCCAUACUUGGAACAAUUCCGCCGCUUUUCGACGUUGCACCGUAUCGACUGUACAGAGACAUUGGAAUUUGUGUGCCACAUUUCUCCAGUGCAAAUUCAUUGUGGUAUGCAAUCACAUUCUCAAUAUGCACAUUCAUUAUACCCGGAUCAUUAAUUAUUCUGUGCAAUGUAAAGGUGUUUAUGAUAGCCCGAUACCAUCGGCAUCGAAUUGCAGCCGCUAUUUUUGAAGUGACCCUGUCAGCACAAGUGACGAUAACACAUCAACGAAAUCCAUUUCCAUUGCCGUUUGAGGCAAUCCCACCGAAGCUGCGGGCACGCAGCCCAUUGACUAGUGUUUUCCAAAUCGUUGGCUCAUUAUUGCUAUUGUAUUGUCCGUAUUAUAUCACCAUUCUAUGGAACAGUUCAUUGGGUUCUAUUUACGAUUGGAAUGUGCCGAAAUCCAUGGAAAUCCCAUGCUCUAUCAUUAUUCUAACAUAUACGCUCAUGCACCUCACGGUGUUUGUCAAUAUCAUUAUCUAUGGGCUGAAAAGUAAAGUGAUGCGAAAAUCGGUGAAAAACUAUUGGCGCAAGCAGAAAACCAAAAAUGAAAUAAACAAUGAGAUUCAAGCGAGAACACCAUCAACCUGCGGAUCACGUCGACCGUCAAUUAAUGCACUGAAUCUGGGUCGAUCCAUUUCCAAUCGACGUCUAUCCGAAACCUAUGUCAAUUUAACGCAAAUGGGCAACGGAACACGACCGCAAAUGAAACGCAUCGCAUCCGAAUUGUCAUGGCAACCGCUUAAUCGUAAUUCACCCGUUGAACUACUACCGCAUGCGGCCAGUGCAAACACAUUGCAAAUACCACACAACGAACUUGCUGAAGAUUUGAUCGACGAGGGUAAAAUCAAUUUCGAUUCAUUUCGGACAACAGUCAAUUCAGUCAAUGACAAACCAUUGAUCGUACAUUCACUUUCGACUGUAUCACUGCAGAGUGCCACUUCUAGUCAUUCCAGAUCCAAUUUCGAUAAAUUACCAUACUUCCAAAGUACAUGCAAGGAGGUUCGACGAUACCUACAAAUUGGUACACGAAAAGUAUUUCGCAUCGAAUUGAAUGAUUCGUACAAACGUAAUGAACCCGUUUCACCGUUGCGAUCACCGCAAAUUUUGAUAACCAGCGCCUAUUCGGAUGACAGCGAUCCAAAUGUACAGUCAUCGCCCAUUGUACGACCGAAACACAGUGAAGAAAAACUCUUUACCGAGAGUGUUUUUGGGCAAAAAGGCAGCCAACAAAUCACCGACUACGAUGCUAGGUCUGAUGAUAGCGACGACAAUUUUCCAUGUGAAAAUCUCUUUGCAACCAAUUCAAAACGCUGUUUAUCGCUGGAAGAACCAGAGUUGACCAAAUGCAUCAGCCCAAAUGGUGGUGACAUUGAGGAGCCAUUGCUACUGUCUUGGCCGACCACACGCAAAAAGUACAAACAUGGACCGAACGUGAAUCCAAUUUUCACCGAUCGAUGCGAUGAGCCUGAAAUCGUUUUGUAAAUAGAUUUUUUCCGGUUUUCUCUCAAUUUAUUGCUAGUUGAUUUCCGUUUUCUAAUUUUGGAUUAUCAUCAUCAUUUGUUCCCUUAGCAAAUAAUUGUCAACAUACGUUUUAGAUUAAGAAGAGAGACUUAUCAAAAUGUUUUUUGUUCCUUUGUCGAUGUACAAUGUAAAUGGUGAAUGGAUGUGUGAAAUUCAGCAGAAAGUAAACGAAAAUGUGCCACAAGUUGAUAUAAUUAUAAGGUGAAAAAAAAGACAGCCUCCUCUUUAUUGAAUGAAAGACAACACUCUAACUGAUGAGAAAUGCUUGUGUGCGAUGUAUAUGCGUGCGUGCGUGUGCUGUGACGCACACUGGUGUGCGGAAUUCCAACGCUUGGACGCUUUUUAUGCAAUUGAUAUUGCCUCCUCCCUUUAUGGGCCAUAAAAUGUGUGAGCUCGUGAACAUACAACUCCAGUUCUAUCUUCUAAUGUCAAAAACCCACUCAGAUGCAUUUGUUUUUAUUUGUGUAGCAUAUUUUUUUCAUUUAUCCAUCAUUUUCUUCACUUUUUUAUGAAAUGUAUUCUAUCAUAAUUUAUGUGAAAUGUCACACACAAAUUCAACCGUUGACCUGACUCACUCUCUCUCGCCCUUUCUUUCUCUAUCGACAUGCUUCCACAAUAAGAAAAAAGAGUAUAUAUACAUAUAUUUAAAAGAAAUCCAUAUUCAGAUUUACCCAAACGAUUUUUACUUCGAUAGAAAGAGAAAGAGUGAGUGGUGAUUGCAGAGUAACACAUUGGUUGCGAGCGAUUGAUCAACGUCAUUGAGUCGUAAAGAUGUUCAAUCACAAGGAAUCGGGAUGAAUGACAUUUGUUAGACGCGUGAGUGCACUUUGGAAGUAUUCAGCUGAAUUCGAUCCACGUUGAAAAUGGAACGUGAAUCAGAGAAGAGAAGAAAAAAAAACAACAACAACAACAGCCGUAGCAGCAGCAGCAGCAGCAGCAGCAACAAAUUGAGAGCUAAAAACUCUGCAGCAAAAGAAAAUGACGCGCAAGUAGAUACGGCAAAGUAUACGCAUAUCAUAGCACGAUGAAUAAUUCAAUGUGAAACACAUUGAAAUUGAACGCGUUCGCGGUUAUAAUAUGGUUACAUCGUUGAGUAUCGCAUAAAGAAUACCGAACAAUAACGGCUCAAGUCCCCUCCAAAAAAAAUUUCACAUAAAUUUUUGUUAUUGUUAUUUCUCAUCUUUUGUUCCUUGAACAUUUUCCGUUUUAGCUCUUCAACCAUUGAAUAGCACGUGAAAAAAAACCGCCACUGAACCUUUAUCCCCGCAAAAAUACCUAUAGAUGUGUAAUUUUUUUUUCGAAAAAACAAAAUAACUAAGUGAUUUUUAAACUUCUCUACCUCAAAGAAAUAAAUUAUACCACAUUAUUAUGAAGACACGCAAACUCCACAGCAACAGAGCGCGGAAAAACAAUACGUGACAACGACGAAAGACACACAAGAAAAAAAGUGAAAAACAACGUAAAGAGAAUUAUUAUGGAGUUUCACCAUGUUACACAACGCAAGCAAAUAGAUUAGAGAAAUAAAAGAUCUAGGCAAAUUUAAAUAAACACAAGACAUGCCAAUGCACUUUAUGACGAAUAUAAUCUAGAGAGACAGAGGCACACUGAGAGAGAGAGAGAGAGAGAGAAAAUUACGCGCGGAUUACUUUCAUUCACGUGGAAAAGUCAUAGUGAAAUUGUAUGCCAAUGGAAAAAAAAAUCAUCAUGUAAAAAGUCAGCGGGCAUCAAUCAAAUUGAGCGUGGGUGUUACAAACUCGACAGAAUCGGUAAAAUGAAGAUGACAACGUCAAUGUUUUUGUAGCAGACCAGAGCGCAAACCACGAACGAAUGAUAGAAAAAAAUUAAGUGAAAUUGUAUUUUAACGAACGACAUUGAUGCAAUAAACAUGUGUAUUUCGUGUCGAAAUAUCGAUGUCAGACAAUUCGCACAUUAUUUUUUCCCCCUUUCUUGACUUGUUUUCAUUCUUUUUUUCUCUUCAUUACGAAUGCAAUUCCAUUCGGCUGAAGAGGGACACAAAAAAAAUUGUUCUACCUUAUCGGUCAUAGUGCAGAUUUUGCAUGACAUGAAAUCGAAAUAAAUUUUUUUUCAAUAUUCAUAUUGUGAAUACAAUGUGAAAAUGUGUUGUAAUUUAUUUUCUUUUCUCUCUCUCUCUCUCUCUCUCUCUCUCUCUCUCUCUCUCUCUCUCUGUGUGUGUGUGUGUAUGUGUGUGUGCUUCAAAUGCUCGAAUGCUUGUCAUGCAAUUUAUAAGAAUAUUUGUUGAGUGUGUCAUCGCUUUGGCUUAACAUGGAUAUUAUAUGCUACAUAGUGCUCAGUUCAACAGGAUUAAAUACGAAUCAAUUUGCACGAUGUAAGAUGCAAAUACAAUCAUUUAAAUGAGAAGCAGCUCGGCAUUAAUUGGUCUAAUGAAGCAUUUCUUCAGGCAAAUUCAAAUAUGCGGGUGAACUAACAAUCAGGGAUUAGAUAUAAACAUUUUAGCGAAACACUGAAGAAUGCAGAUGCCUGCUACAUUUGUACGCACGUACACAAUAUGUCGCGUGUGCGUUGAAAUUGUAUUUGCAUCUUCGUCGUGCAAAGCAUCCUAUGGAGAGCUCAAGCUCGAGCUAAAAUUAUGAUUCAUGAAAAUAUGCGCUGGGUUCGAGAAGCCACUUAAACUGAAUUGAGUGUUUGAGUUUUAGAGCGAAAAGUCAAUUUUAGAUUCAACGCCUUCAGAGUGGAAUGGAAACGGUGUAAUUUCCCGUAUUGAUAAUAAGAAAUAAGGAACGAUGUAAAUGGUAUUUACAGUCAAAUUGUACAUCGCAUUCAAAGUGAAUUGGUUCAACACCACGAUUUGUAGGUAGUUAUAUAAAUUAAAGAAUAUAUUUUUAGUUUAAUUGAUGAUCUCUGUACAAAUGACAAGAUUUAGACGAAGAAAAAAGAAAAAAAAAUCAUAAAAAAUACGUUAAAUGUCCCCCCAUAUGAAAAACAAACAAACUGCACUCAAAAUGCACAAGUGAUCUGAACUUAUAUAUUUACCAUGUGAAUUGAUCUUGGAAAAAAAUUUGCUAUUAAGGUAUUAAGUCAUUUUAAAUGAAACAAAUAUUAUAUGUAAUAUUUGGUGUGUCGAUUUUCAACUACUGGAAACUACUAUUUGACCAUCAUUAUCAAUGUGUCGUGCACAUAGUUGUUGAUUUACAUAAUUCAAUGUAUUUGAAUUAAUUGAGUGUGGUAGUAGCAAUUUUGUCACAUGCCAUUUUUUUUUGUCAUGUCAUGUUACAAAAAAGCCAAAAAAUUAUCAAACAUUUGAAGAAGAAGAGGAAAAGUGUGUCAUUGAGAGAGCUACUGAGAGAGUUUAUAAUAACCAAAAACACAAAACUUAAAUGGAAAUAAAUAACAAACCAAAAACAAAUGUGUACACUCACAGAAAACAAAGUGACAAUCGCAUAUAUACAACACACCGAUAGCGUACCAAACUUCUGCUCUUUCUCUGCUAUUAUUUAAUAAGGAUUUUUUUUAAGAAGUGUACGAAAAAAAGCAGCAGCAGCAGCAGCAAAUGAAUUCCAAUGGAAAUACUCAAUUUCAAAAACAAAAACCGAUUCGUUUCAAUUUCAAAUGUCAAUGUCACACAACACAAAUGAAACAUUUAUUUUACGUUUAAUAACGGUGUUGACCUAUUUUUGGUUUAUGAUUCUAUUUUGUUUUUUCUCCGAACAUGUGUUUGUUUAUGAUAUGUUACCAUUGGUUAUUUAUUAUUAUAUCCGGUUUUUGCCGCUGCGUUGCGCAAUUAAAUUCGAGCUUACUGUUACCUCUGUUGUGUUUCAAAUGAUUAAAGCGCAAAUAAAGUUGUAAGUGUUGUUUAGAAUUACAUAGAAAUUGAAAAUAUAUUAGAGUAAGUGAACAGAAAAAAUCAUUGGAUAUGAUGCAGAGACGUAAUGGUGACAAUCGACACUAUUUUGAAACCGUUAAUUUGUUGCACGGUUUUAUUUUUGAUUCACCAGCCGAAUUGAAUCGGAAUUUGUUUGAUGUAAAUAUUAAAGUAGAAAUUGAAAUAAGUCCUUUUUAGAUGUGAAGGUUUCCCUCUCAACAAAUAACAAACAACAGAAGAAAAAAAAAUAAGAAUAAAACUCUAUCUAAAUGUGCUUACCUCGCCUGAUCAGACCAACAUACCAAACAUGCAUACAGGUUCUUAUGCAUUUGUACGUUUGGGCAAAUCAAUUGUAUAUUUUCAAUGUAACAACAAAUAAAAUUCUAUUUUGGCGUUCAAAUUUAAAUAAACAGCAACCAUUUUGU